CGCCUGGAGAGUCAAUGUGUUGACAAUGCUGCGGAGAAACAGCUGCGUCGAGUAGUCCUCAAAUGUGAUUGGACAGUGGUGGAUCUAUGUAAGUGAUACCUCACAACAGUUGCCCUGAUUUAAUAGUUUCCCAGAAAGAGAAGAAUCAUGUAUCCUUUAUGGCCUCUGCUGUUUCUUCAUGUUUCUGCACAGCGUUGGACUCUGUUUGAUGAGAAGUUAAAGCCCACACGGGAAGGCAGAGUGAGAAUGGUGGGUGAUCUGCCUUCAUCUGGUCGUGUGGAGGUGUAUCAUGAUGGACAGUGGGGUUCAGUUUGUGAUGAUGGAUGGGAACUGGCUGAAGCUCAGGUGGUGUGUCGUCAGCUGGGUUUUCCUGGAGCUAUAUCAGCCACGGCUGGAGGACAUUAUGGUGAAGGCUCUGGUCCGAUCUGGCUGGAUGACAUCAACUGUAAAGGCUCGGAGAACUCAUUGUCUGAUUGCUACUUCAAAGGUUGGGGUGUUACUGACUGCACACAUAAAGAGGAUGCAGGAGUUGUCUGUGAAACUGGUAAAAACAUGAGCAGCAAUCAUCAGUUCUCUGUGGAUAACAGUCUGGGUUUGUCUGAAGAUCUUGGUGUUCUGUUUGACAGUGGAGAUGGUUGUGAUUUCAGCAUUUACGUACGUGACCUCAGCGAAGACGCAGAGUUGACGUUUUGUGUGCACAGUUUGAUCCUCAUGGUUUAUCCAAAAAUAAACAUAACACAAGACUCCAGAAAUGUCACAGUGGAGGUCAGCCAGACUUGCCAUCCUCACGUCUCUGCUUUUCUUAGGUAUUUGUACACACGCCAGGUUGAUGUUUCCAUCACAUCGGCCCAAUGCCUCCAUCAGUUGGCUCAUAUCUUUGGAGUGAAGAAGCUAAUGGAGGAUGUCGGCAGGGUCUUCGCUUUACUCAUUCCUGAAGACAACAGCUUCCAGACCCAGGUAUCAAUGUACGAGUAUGGUGUCCGCACAGGCGAUCUUGUUCUGCAGGAAAACGUCCUUCAGUACCUUUCCUGGAACUGUGAGUUCCUCAUAAGUUCUCCGGUGUGGAGCACCCUCUCCUUUCACAUGAUGGACGCUCUGCUGCUGCGCUCAGAUCUGGUUGUGAAAGAUGAAGCUUUUCUUCUUGAAGCACUGGAGGGCUGGAUCCAAGACAAAGGCGAUGCAGUUAGUCCAGAACAACAGGCCAGUCUCCUGAAUCACAUCCGCUUUCUGUUGAUCCCAGUAGAUAAACUCUAUGACCUGCUGUAUACCUCAAGUGUUCUACAUCAGAAUCAUGAGAAAUUGUAUCUAACUGGCAUGCUCAAAGGCUUUCAGUUCAAUGCUCUUCCCUUCUCUAAGAUGAGGAGGCAAAUGGACAACAUCAGUAAUGAGUAUCUACCUAGAAUCUACACAGCAAACGAGUGGACUGUAUUCAUCAAUGACACCACUGUUAAUCACCAGUACAAUCACUACUACCAUGGCCAAAAUAACAGAAUUCAAACGCUCUCAACUCCUGUACACACUAGUGCUAUUUUCAAAGACCAAAAGGUCCAAUGGCAAGCGCAGGUUUUUCUUAGCAUUCAAGAGUGCUCUAACUAUGGUUUUACAUGCGAUUCUCUCCCUGUUGCAAGGUUCUAUUUGUAUAGCAAUAUGUACGAUUAUGCCAGAACCAUUCGCUACAACAACCGGUUGAUUCUCAGCUGUAAAAAUGUAAACAAUGUCUUUCAUGUUCAAGAUUUCAAAAACGAUGUGGCAGUGAUUCCAAAAAACAGCAGUAUGGGCCUGCCGAACCCCUGUCCUGAUGACUACAAUUUUAGAUUUGUAGUGCGUCCAGAGUAUAUCUGAUGACUUCAGGUUGGUUCCUGCAGGCCUUUUAGUUCUCUUCUGUCCAGUCGAUCAAAUAGUUUUCAAUUCAUGUUUAAUCUUCAUUGAUGUUGUGAUGUUGAUUUAUGAUCUUCUGAAUAAAUUUGUCAAAUUUUCAAAUGUUUCCUCUAUUGAUCAUAUUGUUAACAUUAAUAAUUUUGGAGUGUUUUUGAAUGCGCUUAAAAAAAAAUGUUCAUAAUUUCUUUGAAGAGUUCUAAGACAUUAACUUAACCAACCAGCUCCAAGGUGAAUCACAACAUUAGAAAGCGUUGGGUCGCCUGUUUUCACAAUGCUGAUAGAUUUAAACUAAUCACAGUCAUUGUUGAUUACUAGGUUUUUUUUUCACUGUAUAAAAAUGUCUGUGGCAGUUAUCCAUUUGUAUGUCUAAUGCCACUCUUUGUCGGUAGUAAUCGAUUUAAACUAAGUAAACAGAUUUACAAUUCUUAGCAAGCAGAACUGGCAUUGUAUAAAUCAAUUUCUAUAAGCGAUGCAUUAUGUAUUAAAUAAAACCUCUAAUACACUGUGCUUCCACAUAACUUUAUCAGUUAUAAUUGAUAAAAAAAAUAGAAUUUUUAUAAUAUAUAAAUUAUUAAUAUUCCAAAUAAUAGUCUUUUUUCUUUUUCAAAAAUGUGUUUAUUUAACAUACUUAAUCUGCAAAUCAACUACCCAUUUUCCAUCAUUAUAUUAGAUGUUUACCUCUUCUGAAAAUCUAAAAAAGUGAAAAGAUUGUCCUUGUUUUCUAACUUUUAUAUUUAACUUUUAAAUACUUAUAUGCAAAUUUUAUGUUUGGAAUUAAAAUGAUGAUUUGUUUUAUUGUGACAAAGAACAGGUCAUUAUUGAGUGGAGGAAUUAGAAGGAUUUCUUUUAUCGUUACAAAUUAUAUUAUCUUCAGAAAUUGAGUGAAAAGAACUGAUUUUUUUAUUUUUUUAUUAUUGUUUGGCAUCCCCCUUUUGCUUUAAUAACACAAUGUACUCAAACUGUGUAAAGCUUUCUGUUUAUUUC
Molecule: messenger RNA, 2862 nt
Organism: Myxocyprinus asiaticus (Chinese sucker)
Lineage: Eukaryota; Metazoa; Chordata; Actinopteri; Cypriniformes; Catostomidae
Product: galectin-3-binding protein A-like
Exons: 7
Coding region: 148-1842 (564 amino acids)
Cellular component (GO): membrane
Molecular function (GO): protein binding
Source: RefSeq, a predicted model, not a curated record